GUUUCAACUUUCGAUGUCGUUGGUUUAGUUCGUAUGCGGAGUGUCUUAGAAAAGUGUCUUCAAGUCACCGAUUAUAACUGAGAGAUAACUGUGUGCGGCGCGUGUGAGUGUGUGAAGGAUGGCUUGCCCGUACGCUGGAAAUGGAUCAUUGCACGAUGACUCCGCACAUCCAUUGGGCACCGAGAUCGGGAUGAUCUAUGGCGAAUACCUGAUGCUGGAUAAGGUUUUGAAUGCACAACGAAUGUUGUCGGCGGUGGAUAAUCGGCCUGUGCACGACGAACAUCUCUUCAUUGUUACACAUCAAGCUUACGAGCUAUGGUUCAAGCAGAUAAUUUUUGAGCUCGACUCUAUACGAGAUAUGUUAAACAUAGAGGAUCUGGAAGAAUCAAAGACAUUGGAAAUCUUGAAACGUCUCAAUCGUAUAGUACUAAUACUCAAGCUGCUCGUCGAUCAAGUACCCAUUUUGGAGACAAUGACUCCACUCGAUUUUAUGGAUUUUCGCAACUUCCUCUCACCUGCGUCCGGUUUUCAGAGUUUACAAUUUCGUUUGAUCGAAAAUAAGCUCGGUGUCAAGUCGGAUCAGCGUGUCAAGUACAAUCAAAAAUACUCAGAGGCUUUUGGCGAGGAGCCGGCCGCAAUGGAAGCGAUUGAAAAAUCAGAAAACGAGCCUUCAAUGUUGGAUUUAAUACAGAAAUGGCUUGAACGUACACCUGGGCUCGAAACGGACGGUUUUAAUUUUUGGGCCAAAUUCGAAGCGAGCGUUGAGAAAUUCUUGGCAGAGCAAGUGCACAGGGCCAUGCAAGAACCCGUUGAAGCGGCACGCAACUAUCGUCUCAUGGACAUUGAAAAGCGUCGUGAAGUCUAUCGCAGCAUUUUCGAUCGUAAUGUGCACGAGGCAUUGGUGUCGCGUGGCGAUCGCCAUUUCAGUUACAAGGCAUUGCAAGGGGCCAUCAUGAUUACCUUCUAUCGCGAUGAGCCACGCUUCAGUCAGCCGCAUCAGAUGCUUACGCUGUUGAUGGACAUCGAGUCGCUCAUAACGAAAUGGAGAUACAAUCACGUAAUUAUGGUGCAACGCAUGAUUGGUUCGCAGCAACUGGGCACAGGCGGUUCUUCUGGCUACCACUAUUUGCGUUCCACACUGAGUGAUCGUUACAAGGUGUUUUUGGAUCUAUUCAAUUUGUCCACUUUUCUUAUUCCACGCGAAGCUAUUCCACCGCUUGAUGUCUCCAUGCGAAAGGAAUUGAUCAAUUGAUCUUUUGUUGCAUUUUAGAUAAAGAUAAGAGAUUUAAGAAGAAAUCUGUUUAAUAAAAAAUCGU
This is a messenger RNA of Anastrepha obliqua, 1316 nucleotides long. It is a transcript of the gene vermilion, whose product is annotated as tryptophan 2,3-dioxygenase. The transcript is spliced from 7 exons. The coding region runs from base 119 to 1252 and encodes 377 amino acids. Gene Ontology annotation, molecular function: metal ion binding; L-tryptophan 2,3-dioxygenase activity; heme binding. Lineage: Eukaryota; Metazoa; Arthropoda; Insecta; Diptera; Tephritidae. The record is from RefSeq and is a predicted model, not a curated record.